UAAAAAAAAAUUACAAGCAUUACAGUUUCCAAUGAGAAUAUGACACGUGCCAAAUCCACGUAGACGUCGCGAAACUUCGAAACACAAACGCGUGAAUAGAGUCAAAGGACGAUAUAAAAUCUAGCUUAAUCGCUUAUUUUGGUGUUAAUCAAUUAGGUCUCUGGAGAUUUUGUUGUUGACGAAGAAGAAGAACCCAGAAUUUUACUUCAAUGGCAUACGUCGAAGGAGGUGUGGUUAAAGCGAAGCGGCCAAUAUGGAGAUUAAGGACGAUCAAAGAUUUCUUCUUGUCCAUCAUUAAUCUGAUACAAGUCUUCUUUGUAACCAUGUUCUCGAUGGAGAAAUCAGAUGCAUACAGGAAAGGCUCUAAGGCUAACAAGAAGUGGGGUGGCAUGGGGGGUGGGGGCGGUGGCGGUGGUGGUGGUGGUGGUGGUGGUGGUAGCGGUGGUGGACCUCCUCGUGGGGGCCUCGACAAUGUGCGUGGCUUGAAUGAUAUCCGUGGAGCUGACCACAAUUCCCUACCGGCAUGUGGCUCGUGCUGUGGCUAAGCCUUGAUUCGUUUGGAGCGUCCAAGAAUAAACGAAGGGAUAUAUCAUAUAUACAUAUUAUUUAGUGUUGAAACGAUGCUUUGUAAUUUGAGGAAGCAACGAAGGAAGACUCUGGUGUAUUUGUAUUUGGGUCUAAUCAAAGCUUUUUGUAUGUAGACAUAGAAUGUUUGAAGUCUAAAAAUUCACCUCUAGUAGCUCAUUAUUAAUAUUUUACAAGUGAAGCAUUGUUGUCACUGUAAGGUAGAUGUGUCAAUUCGAAUUUGAAACCCGCGGAUAAGGCAUACAUUGUU
Molecule: messenger RNA, 835 nt
Organism: Arabidopsis lyrata subsp. lyrata
Lineage: Eukaryota; Viridiplantae; Streptophyta; Magnoliopsida; Brassicales; Brassicaceae
Product: glycine-rich selenoprotein
Exons: 4
Coding region: 210-545 (111 amino acids)
Biological process (GO): calcium ion transport; endoplasmic reticulum calcium ion homeostasis
Cellular component (GO): Golgi apparatus; endoplasmic reticulum membrane
Source: RefSeq, a predicted model, not a curated record